Mercenaria mercenaria is the source of this 417-nucleotide messenger RNA. Its product is annotated as techylectin-5A-like. Bases 1 to 417 code for a protein of 138 amino acids. The record is from RefSeq and is a predicted model, not a curated record. NCBI's taxonomy places the organism in Eukaryota, Metazoa, Mollusca, Bivalvia, Venerida, Veneridae. The transcript is spliced from 2 exons.
AUGGCAUCUAAAUAUGAGAGUGAACUUAGACUGAAUGUGGUAGCAGCUGACAAUUCUCAUGUGUACGAGGUCUUUCAAAAUUUCAGUUUAUCGAAAUAUCCAAAUUUUACCCUCCAUCUCGGAUCUCAGACUGUUGAACAAAUAUCAGGUAAUACAUACGGUUUUCUUUAUUGCAAUGGUUAUGACUUUAGCACAUUCGAUCAUGAUGUGGACACUUCUGGAUCAAACUGUGGACAACUUUAUCAUGGUGGUUGGUGGUACUGGAGCUGUGCUCAGACAAACUUGAAUGGUGAGUAUCUCUCACCCCCAGGAGCAAUUUCCACUCACAUCGAUGGAAUGGGAGGUUUCAUCUAUUAUGCAUGGAAAAGAUUAGCAACACUUAAAUCUUCACAAAUCAUGUUCAGAAAACACACCUGA